AAAGGGAAUUCGCGCUCGGUUCGGUCCGUGAAGGAGGGCGAACGGUAAAGCUGCGCAGGACGCAGGAGCAGCUCCUGGUGAUGGUGAAGAUGGCGGAUGGGGACAGUGGGAGUGAGCGCGGUGGAAGCAGCGGCGGUGGAGGGGGUGGAGGCAGCGGUGGCUUUCCGCACUUUCAGCGGGACCAAGAGACCCAGGAGCUGGCCUCCAAGCGCCUUGACAUCCAGAACAAGCGCUUCUACUUGGACGUGAAGCAGAACUCGAAGGGCCGGUUCAUCAAGAUCGCCGAGGUCGGCGCCGGGGGCUCCAAAAGUCGCCUGACACUUUCCAUGUCGGUCGCCGCGGAGUUUCGCGACUACCUGGGAGAUUUCAUAGAGCACUACGCCCAGCUGGGGCCCAGCACCCCGGAGCAGAUCGCCCAAUCCUCGGGCGGCGAUGACGGCGGGCCAAGGCGGGCUUUGAAGAGCGAGUUCCUGGUGAGGGAAAACAGAAAAUACUACCUCGAUCUGAAGGAGAACCAGCGGGGGAGGUUCCUCCGGAUCCGCCAGACCGUCAACCGCGGGCCCGGGUUUGGGGUCGGCGGAGGAGGAGGCGUGCCCGGUGGAGGAGGCAUGCUGUCCGGACAGACGAUCGCUCUCCCGGCUCAAGGACUAAUAGAGUUCCGCGACGCGCUGGCCAAGUUGAUAGACGACUACGGCGGCGAGGACGAGGAGCUGGUCGGCGGAGGAGGCUGCGGCGGCGGAGGUUACGGGGAGCUUCCCGAGGGCACGUCGAUCACGGUGGACUCGAAGCGCUUUUUCUUCGACGUGGGCUCCAACAAGUACGGAGUGUUUCUGAGGGUGAGCGAGGUCAAACCCAGCUACAGGAACUCCAUUACGAUACCGUUCAAAGCCUGGAGCAAGUUCGGGGGAGCUUUCUGCCGCUACGCCGAAGAGAUGAAGGAGAUACAGGAGAGGCAGAGGGAUAAAAUGUACGAAAGGAGAGGAGGAGAAGAGUCGGAGGGCGACGACGUUGACGAUGACUGAUCCAGUCAGCUGGUCUGUUGUGUUUUUGACAACUCCGUGAGGCAAGAAAAUAAUAAUAAAAAUGUGCAUGACGAAUCGAACUUUAGUGCUAAAACUAUGGCGAAUAAAGUUGUAUGACUGAGAAACACUGUCGUAAAUAAAAAAACAAAACAAAAAAA
Pygocentrus nattereri (red-bellied piranha) is the source of this 1180-nucleotide messenger RNA. RefSeq names its product purine-rich element binding protein Ba (gene purba). Lineage: Eukaryota; Metazoa; Chordata; Actinopteri; Characiformes; Serrasalmidae. The record is from RefSeq and is a predicted model, not a curated record. The coding region runs from base 81 to 1022 and encodes 313 amino acids. The transcript has a single exon. Gene Ontology annotation, molecular function: DNA-binding transcription factor activity, RNA polymerase II-specific; purine-rich negative regulatory element binding; RNA polymerase II transcription regulatory region sequence-specific DNA binding. Gene Ontology annotation, biological process: regulation of transcription by RNA polymerase II. Gene Ontology annotation, cellular component: nucleus.